AUGGAUCGCUGGAAACGUUGGGUUUUAUUUCCACUUGAUUUUUCUGCAGUAUUAUGUGUAGGUAUUAUUAUUGUACUUACAAUUGAGUCUCCUGUGGACUAUGAUAAAUCAACUUAUUCUUUAUCCGCAGUAGAUUUUGCGUAUGUAACUAUCUUCAUCUUUUUAUUGCUAUUUUUAGAUCGAUGUGAUAUGAAAGUAUUGCUGUACGACGAGUGCUGAAUUUGAAACUGCUGAUGGUUUUGGUGUAUGGAAGCUGUGUGGAAGUUUGAUUCCUAGACCUAAUGUGACAUAAUAUAACCUGCAUAUAAGCAGCAAAAGUGUGGUUAUCCGUUAUCCUGGCUGAUUAUUGACCAAGGUUAAACGGUCACAGGAUUUAUAAUAGCACUUCUUCGUCUUCGACAUUUUCUUCUGCGAACGUUAUGAUCAUCCUGACAAUCCGACCCAUGUAACACCAAUGCGAUGUUAUAAUUUGGGUUGUAUGCCAUCAACGUUAUGUCGUUAUGCAAUGGAUUUGCUCAUCCUUUGAAGUUGUGAUGUUGGUCGCAGGAUUUCUUCUUGAAGACACCAUUACACCAUUUCGUUCCAAGGUUUUCUGAUGCCCUAGUAAGGGGUAUGAUCCAUAUUGUGGAUUGGUUCAAAUUUGCAGAAAUUCGGCUGUCGCGCACACGAUCGAGCUGUUUGCGAUUGAGGACAGCAGUGAAGGACAAACUGUAAUAAGGGUGACCCGUUCGGAUUUUGAGGAUUACAAUUAACUUUAGACGUAUUAACCUUCCUUUUUAAUCCUGGCGCUGGAACGACCCUCCUCUUCGUCGAGCAUGGCUGCCAGUGUAUCCAGAAGCGUCUCCCCGACUCCAACCCCAACCGACACGGGCACGGCAUUGUUGGGGUCGUCCUGGUGUGAAACCUUCAUUAAGGUGGCAAAAUUCUCUUAUGUAUGGACAAUCAACAAUUUUUCAUACUGUCGCGAAGAGAUGGGAGAAGUAUUGAAGAGUUCCACGUUUUCGGCGGGAGCAAAUGACAAACUGAAAUGGUGUCUUAGAGUUAAUCCGAAAGGUCUGGAUGAUGAAAGCAAGGAUUAUUUGUCCUUGUACCUCUUCCUGGUGUCGUGCAACAAAAGUGAAGUGCGAGCCAAAUUUAAAUUCUCUAUCCUUAACGCUAAACGCGAAGAAACGCGGGCCAUGGAAAGUCAGCGUGCUUAUCGAUUCGUUCAAGGCAAAGAUUGGGGAUUCAAAAAGUUUAUUCGUCGAGAUUUCCUACUGGAUGAAGCAAAUGGUUUACUGCCAGAUGAUAAGCUCACUCUCUUCUGCGAGGUCAGCGUCAUUUCGGACUCCACCAAUAUUUCGGGUGUGAGCAACAUUACUUCCUUUAAAAUUCCUGACUGCCGGCUAUCCGAAGAUUUUAGCAGUGCUUUGGAUAAUAAUCUAUUCACGGAUGUUGUUUUGGUUACGCCCAAUCGGGAAUUCAAAGCUCACAAAAGUAUUCUUUCUUGCCGAUCUCAAGUAUUUGGAGCCAUGUUUGGUCAUGAGCUGGAAGAGAGCAAAACAAAUCGAGUGCGCAUUGAUGAUGUCCACGAUGACGUGUUGGAAGAGAUUUUGAGAUUUAUUUACACUGGAAAAACUCCAAAUUUGGAAAAAAUGGCGGAUGAUUUAUUGGCAGCGGCUGAUAAGUACCAGCUGGAUCGCCUAAAGGUUCAGUGCGAAGAAGCCUUAUGGAAUAAUCUUUCAGUUGAAAACGUUACCGAUACGUUGAUCCUUGCCGACAUGCACAGUGCCGAACAGCUGAAAGCCGCGGCGAUUGAAUUUAUCAACGGGCAUAAUGCUGAGGUUUUGGAGACGAAUGAGUGGAAGUCGAUGACCAAGACACAUCCGCAUCUCAUCGACCUGGCCUACCGUAUGCUGGCCCAGCAUCAGAGCUCCAUGGGCCAAUUUGGUCCGGCCCGGAAGCGGAUGAAGUUGUCAUAGGACGAGGGGAGGAUUUAUUACACGGAUUAUUGCAAGCAAUGCUUUUUUGUUCCUGUCAUGUAUCGGUCGGGAAUGAUCUCAACUUCGCAUCCAAAUCUGACGGCAUUGUCGAAAUAUGGAAAGCACCCCGCCCUGCGGAUAACCCGCUCCCACCCAGCCUUGGCAGUUAUUCCUGUUUGCUACAAAAAAGUAGCUGUGGAAGACGCUUCAUUCGUGAAUGACACUUCGGUGGAAACCGUUGAUUUGCGUUUAGUUUUCGGGUUUUAUUUUUGUUUUUUUGAAAAUCGGUGUGAUUUCGGUGAAACGGUGGUGGUAAUGGAAGAAGUGCAUUUUGUGUGUUUCCGCACUGUCAUUUUAACUAAUGUUCGUUUCUAAUUUUUUCACAGUGUUUUGUGUGUGUGUGUAUGUGUUUGGUUUUAUUAGAAUACGGUUGGAUUCCUCCAUUGAAUUGGAUUCUUGUUUCUCGACAUGAACGUUCCUUCAUUAUUUGAUUGCGGAUUUUUGCAUAGCGGGUCACGUGCUCGGUGCCAUUUUGACUGCAGAAGAGACCAUUGUUGCUGUAUGGGCACUCCUGCAGUUUGAUGUUAACUGUUAUGUACAUUGUGGAAAAAUUAAUAUGUAAUAAAACCUCAUUGUG
Molecule: messenger RNA, 2598 nt
Organism: Paramacrobiotus metropolitanus
Lineage: Eukaryota; Metazoa; Tardigrada; Eutardigrada; Parachela; Macrobiotidae
Product: speckle-type POZ protein-like
Exons: 8
Coding region: 816-1961 (381 amino acids)
Biological process (GO): proteasome-mediated ubiquitin-dependent protein catabolic process; regulation of proteolysis
Cellular component (GO): cytoplasm; nucleus
Molecular function (GO): ubiquitin protein ligase binding
Source: RefSeq, a predicted model, not a curated record